CUAAAAGAGAGAAAAUGUAUUUCAAGGCUUUUCUCCUCCUUUUAAUUUCUCUUCUUGCCGCUUUUGUGGUCAACAAUGCUCGAACCAUUUCUAAUAUGGAUGAAGUUGAUGAUGUGUCAGCAACAAUGCCUGGAAAGAAAAAUAAUGUGGGAGAAAAGUCCAAUCAAGUACUCCCUCAAGGUGAGGAAGAAAUGGAUGAUUUAACUGAAGAGUACGAUGAUUCAGAUGAUUCUGAGGAAGAUGAGGACUAUGAUGAUGAAGAGGAUGAUAUGGAUGAGGAUAAUGAUGUGAAUAGUCAUGAUUAUCUUAACUCACGAAUCGAUCAUAUGGAUGACAUUGAUUCGUUUGAAACAUACGAAGAGUUGCCUCAUAUGGAAAAUUAUGGAAAGAUGGCUGAAGAAAAGCAAAUGAUGCCUGUUAUGCACAUGAAUGCUGUUGAAAACGAACACUAUAAACAACUUCCAUCACUCGCCACUCAACCAAUUAAUGAAGCUAAUCCGAUUAUGCCUCCGAUGCCAGUUGUUCAACCAGAAAAAAUGGAACAAGCACCAGAAGCCAUGAAAAAAGAAGCUACACCACAGGCAUCACAACCAUCUUCACCAAAGGCUGCAACACCAAAGGCUAAGACUUCAAAGCCAAAAACAGAAGUAAAAAAACCGUCCGCUAAAAAAGUUCAGGCAUCAAAAGGACCAAAGAAACAGCCAGCUAAGAAGGAUACGAAAAAGCCAAAAGAUGUGAAAAAGCCCAAGGAUCCAAAGGCUAAAACGGCGAAAGCUAAAGUACCAAAGGCAAAGGGUAAAGCUGCUAAGGGUAAAGCUGCAAAACCAGCAAAAGGCAAACCAACAAAGGGUAAACCAGCAAAAGCAACUAAAGCAGGACCAAAGAAACAGCCGGCAAAGAAAGGAGGAAAGAAACCUGCUAAUAAAAAGGCGACGACAAAAGGAGGAAAGAAGCAUUAA
Messenger RNA from Meloidogyne enterolobii, 959 nucleotides. The record is from the annotation of a GenBank genome assembly. Lineage: Eukaryota; Metazoa; Nematoda; Chromadorea; Rhabditida; Meloidogynidae.